AUGGACGGGCUUCUGAUCAACUCUGAAGACAUGGUCGGCGAGGCCACAAACCAUCUUCUUCGGAAAUAUGGGAGGCCUCUCCUGACCCAAUCCAUGCGAGCUCGGCUCAUGGGCGUUUCGGGUUCGACGAACAGCGACAUGUUCCACGACUGGGCCAGGCUACCCAUCUCUCAUGAAGAAUGGGCGACUGAGCUUGGUGAGCAAAUGGGGCGGUAUUUUCAGGACUGCAAGCCACUACCCGGCACCAAGAUCCUUCUCUCGAAUCUGAGCCGCGCACAGACUGCUUCAGGCACUCGCAUCGAGCUGGCCUUGGCGUCCACCUCCAAAGCUUCUUCCUACAAGUUGAAGACUUCAAGACCAGAAACAAGAGAAAUACCUGACUUCUUCCAGUCAGAGCGGCGGGUGCUAGGUGAUGACCCCCGGCUGCGAGAGGGCCGGUCGAAACCAGCUCCCGAUAUCUAUUCAAUUGCUCUCGCAUCACUAAACUCAGGCCUUCCAAGUAGCACAAUCCUGCCUAAGGAAUGUCUGGUAUUUGAAGAUAGUGUAGCUGGAGUAGAGGCAGGAAGACGGGCUGGAAUGAGGGUUGUCUGGGUGCCUCAUCCGGCCCUAGCCGUUGAAUAUCAAGCAAGACAGAAGGCCGUCUUAGCUGGGAGAACGGGCAUGUUUGAUAUCGGGGAUGACUGGCAGUUAGGCGAUAUCGAUGAUGGAUGGGCUGAAAGCAUAGCAAGUUUGGAACACUUUGAGUACAGCAAGUAUGGCAUCCAGGUGCCGUCUUGGAUUUCCCUUGGAAAAGAAAACUUCUAG
This is a messenger RNA of Thyridium curvatum, 804 nucleotides long. RefSeq lists its product as uncharacterized. The record is from RefSeq and is a predicted model, not a curated record. The transcript has a single exon. Bases 1 to 804 code for a protein of 267 amino acids. Gene Ontology annotation, molecular function: phosphatase activity. Lineage: Eukaryota; Fungi; Ascomycota; Sordariomycetes; Thyridiales; Thyridiaceae.